AUGAACCUGAAUCCACCAUGCCCUUUGAGCCAAUUCCUGGGCCAACUCAACCUGGAAGAAUGCAGCACUAUUACGUUCGACAAUGCCAGGGGUUUACCGCAGAGGUGCUCGCAGAGCGCCCAAAAGACGAGACUCAAACGUCCAUCAUCCGGCCGCUAUUCUUGUCGGUGGGAGAGUUCCGCUCCUUCGGCGGCUCCCGUGCAACGAGUGCCACGGAGUCUGUCACCCCAAAAGCCUACCCGUCGGGCCAGCAUUGAGAAAACACCACAACUGCCGCCACUCUCCAGGCAUCUUCAGUCACCGGAAAAGCCCCAACGAAGAGGAAGCUUCGAAGGCAACAGUGGUUUUCCCCGAAAGUCCAUGACUCCCUCUGCGGCAUGA
Molecule: messenger RNA, 381 nt
Organism: Seminavis robusta
Lineage: Eukaryota; Bacillariophyta; Bacillariophyceae; Naviculales; Naviculaceae
Source: the annotation of a GenBank genome assembly